AGGAUAUCAAUAAAUGAAAAGAAAGGUAUAUUGAAAAAUGAAUCCAUCUGUAUCACGUCAUACGAAGCCUCCACAGAUUCAAACAAAAAUGUCUCAAACAAUACAACAAGAGAAUGACUCUGUAAACAAUUCGCCAACAACACCACAAAGUACAUCUACGUCAUCCUCCUCCUUGACAACAACAGACGAAGAAGUUAGAAUAGUGUUUUUAGGUUCAGCUAAAGUUGGUAAAACAUCUAUAAUCCAACGGUUUCUUCAUAACCAUUUUGAGUCCAAGUAUACUCCAACAGUUGAAGAUAUCCACCUCAAGAAAUUUAUUGUACGUGACCAUUUAGUCAAACUAGUACUAAUGGAUACAGCUGGUAGUUAUGAUUUUCCUGCGAUGUUACGUCUUUGUAUAAAUAAAGCAAAUGCUUUUGUUAUAGUAUUUGCUCACGACAAUCUUGAUUCUUUAGUACAAGCUGGACAGUUAUUAACCCAAAUUAAAUCACAACGCAAAGAUUAUGCACCGCUUGUUUCAAAUACAUUAAACGAUCAAUAUGACGAUUGUAUAUUUAAUAUGAACGUGGCAUCACCGCCAAUUGUUGUCGUCUGUAAUAAAUCCGAUUUACCAAACUCAGAUUCACAAGUUAGUGAGGGCGCUAUUAUGGAGUGGUUAUUAACAAAUGGUCUAAAGCCAUCGCAAUUCGUUUAUGCCAGCGCUAAAUCCAAUGAUUCCAUUAUCGCAAUCUUCGAAUCCCUUUGGUUACAGAAUACUGUUAGUAAAGCGAUAAAACUAGCAAGAUGGGAUGGUGUCAGACGAGCCAGUCUAACUAACAGUCAACAGACUGCAUUACCUCAUUCUAGUAUUACGAGUAGUAACACCAAUGUAACCAGUAGUACAUCAGCAUUCACACAGAAGGAGACAGAUUUUUCUGCACUUAGUGGUACUGUUAUAAACACUAGUUCGGCUAGUCCUGGUAAUAUACAUGUUUACAGUCACAACAGUAGUGAGUUACCUGAUGCAAAUGUCAACGAACAAAAGUCUGCAACUACGAAGUCACGUCAAACAAUCUUUCGUAAUAGUUUUCGUCUUAGUCGAAGGUCAAGUGGAAAGACGAAUAAGUCUAAACCCGAUAUAGUUCAUAUGGACUGCGUAAUUUCUUAAUGGCGUUUUAAACAUACCGCAUGCAUUUGGAAAUAGAAACUUAAAAGAAACUAUGACACACCAUGGAUUUGUAUCGAAAUUAUGUGUAAAACACAAAGCCUUAUGACAUUCUGUCCAGUCAUGUCUCAAAAAUACAAAAAUAAACUCCGUUAAAUAUUUCACGAAUCCAUCGUACAACUGUUUGUAUAAUCAUUAAGCGGUGUAUUCUUAAUAUGUUGUCCUCUUUCAUUUAGUUCAACCUCAUUUUUUGCUUGGAAUUAUGUGAUUCACUUUGUGGAAAAAUAUAUUCAUGAACGAUAUUUUUGUAAUUGUUAUGUUAGCAGUGUAACGAAUAUAUACAUGUUUCCAGA
Messenger RNA from Trichobilharzia regenti, 1497 nucleotides. The record is from the annotation of a GenBank genome assembly. Lineage: Eukaryota; Metazoa; Platyhelminthes; Trematoda; Strigeidida; Schistosomatidae.